UGUACCGUGGCUUGAUAAUCUGUUAACUGAUAAAGAAUAUGAAGAGCUAUAUUAUCUUACACCAGAGAUGAAAAAAGAAUCUGAAUUAGAAUUAAAAAUAUACUUAUCAUCGAUUUUAAAAGACCUUAUAACUGAAAAAGAUCAAGAAAUAAAUGUUAUUGAUCAAAAAGAAGCAGCUGCCAUGGAUGAAGCUAAUAUAUUAAAACAAGAGCUUAUAGCAAUUAUCAAUUCAUUACUAAGUUCAGUUAAUAUUUCCGAUAGUUCAAAAUAUCAUGGGUUAAAGCAAAAAAAUUGUAAUCAAUUACAAGAGAUCAUACAAAGUAUUAGAGACCUUCAUAAUGAACAAGAUGGACUUGAAGAUGAA
Racocetra fulgida is the source of this 364-nucleotide messenger RNA. The record is from the annotation of a GenBank genome assembly. NCBI's taxonomy places the organism in Eukaryota, Fungi, Glomeromycota, Glomeromycetes, Diversisporales, Gigasporaceae.